AUGAGGUUUAAUAUGAACGAGAGGCAACUCGCCUUGGCGCUGCUUUUCGUAGCUGCCGACGUACAAGGGUUUUCUUCCGAAAAUGUCCCCGCCUCGUUGAUCCGAGGGUCUUCGACUCCUCGCCAUGAAACAUCACUGGCGUCGUCUUUUCCAGGAUUUGGUGGCGGCCCUCCAGGAGCAGCUAGUACUGGCCCGAGCACAGGUUUCAAACCCCCUGGAGGCAGUCCAGGCGGAUUUCCAGGCACACAAAAUAAUGGAGGCACAAGUUCUUUUCCUGGGUCAUCAGGAGGGCCGAGCAGCGGAUUUCCGGGGGCAGCAGGAGGGCCUGGUGGAAUGAACAAGCCUGGUGGAGGAGGUAGCCCUUUUGGGGGUUCCUCUGGAUCAAGUCCAGGUGGUUUGGGAGGUGCUCCAGGAGGCAGUCCAUUUGGUGGCUCUACGGGCUCAAGCCCAGGAGGCUUGGGAGGUGCUCCAGGAGGGCCUGGUGGAAUGAACAAACCUGGUGGAGCAAGUAGUCCUUUUGGGGGUUCCUCUGGAUCAAGCCCUGGGGGAUUUCCUGGCGCUUCAGGAGGCCCUGGUGGAAUGAACAAACCAGGUGGAGGUAGUCCAUUUGGUGGUUCAUCAGGAUCGAGUCCAGGUGGUUUGGGAGGUGCUCCAGGAGGCAGUCCAUUUGGUGGCUCUUCUGGCUCCAGCCCAGGAGGUUUGGGAGGAGGGCCUGGUGGAAUGAACAAGCCAGGUGGAGGAGCUAGUCCAUUUGGUGGCUCUACAGGCUCAAGCCCGGGCGGUUUCGGAGGUGCUCCAGGAGGGCCUGGUGGCAUUGGAGGCAGCUCUCCCGGUGGAAUGCCUGGUCAAGGUCCGGGUGGAAUGAGCAAACCAGGUGGCAUUGGAGGUGCUGCCGGAGGCCCUGGUGGCUUUGGAGGUGGCUCUCCUGGAGGAAUGCCUGGUCAAGGUCCGGGUGGAAUGAGCAAGCCCGGUGGUAUUGGAGGUGCUGCCGGAGGGCCCGGUGGCUUUGGAGGUGCUCCUGGUGGAAUGAGCAAGCCAGGUGGUGGCAUUGGAGGUGCUGCCGGAGGGCCUGGUGGCUUUGGAGGAGGCUCUCCUGGUGGAAUGGCUGGCCAAGGUCCUGGUGGGCCAGGUGGCAUCGGUGGUGGUGCAGGAGGGCCUGGUGGCUUUGGAGGCAGCUCUCCUGGUGGAAUGCCUGGUCAAGGUCCGGGUGGAAUGAGCAAGCCCGGUGGAAUCGGAGGUGCAUCUGGAGGACCAGGUGGCAUGGGAGGUGCUCCUGGUGGAAUGAGCAAGCCAGGUGGCAUUGGAGGUGGUGCCACAGGUGGCCCUGGUGGCUUUGGAGGAGGCUCUCCUGGUGGAAUGGCUGGCCAACGCCCUGGUGGAAUGAGCACCAGGUGGCAUUGGAGGUGCUACCGGAGGACCAGGUGGCUUGGAGGGGCUCCCUGGAGGAUCGCUUGGCAAGCCGGUGGAAUGAGCAAGCCAGGUGGCAUUGGAGGUGCUACCGGAGGACCAGGUGGCAUCGGAGGUGGCCCCGGUGGAAUGAGCAAGCCAGGUGGCAUUGGAGGUGCUACCGGAGGACCAGGUGGCUGGAGGGGUCCGGUGGAAUGGCUGGCCAAGGCCCUGGUGGAAUGA
This is a messenger RNA of Seminavis robusta, 1629 nucleotides long. The record is from the annotation of a GenBank genome assembly. NCBI's taxonomy places the organism in Eukaryota, Bacillariophyta, Bacillariophyceae, Naviculales, Naviculaceae.